This is a messenger RNA of Penaeus indicus, 3188 nucleotides long. RefSeq names its product death-associated inhibitor of apoptosis 2-like. Bases 649 to 2748 code for a protein of 699 amino acids. The record is from RefSeq and is a predicted model, not a curated record. Gene Ontology annotation, biological process: regulation of cell cycle; negative regulation of apoptotic process; positive regulation of protein ubiquitination. Gene Ontology annotation, cellular component: cytoplasm; nucleus. The transcript has 6 exons. Gene Ontology annotation, molecular function: cysteine-type endopeptidase inhibitor activity involved in apoptotic process; ubiquitin protein ligase activity. Lineage: Eukaryota; Metazoa; Arthropoda; Malacostraca; Decapoda; Penaeidae.
ACACAACUGGCUUAAAUAUAUCGCUGCAUAGAAAACCAGCGGAAGCAAGGUCCUCGUGAGUAAAGUGACCUCGAGUACCAGUGCCCAAGCCAGUGUUCAUCCACGCGUUGGAGGGGGAGGACCCGCGUGCCCUUUGGGAAGCUUUUAUGCCUGUGACUUAAAUGAUGACUAGUAAAUGCAUGGAGGCAAUCGAGAGGUGAAAGGGAUAUGCAGAAAGAAUUUCCAGAGUUCUUGCAUCCCGGUAACUCCAGACAGUGAACCCAGGUUUUAUAAGAAUGUGAGAGUAAAUUUGCUAUAUCAUAUAUUUAAGAGCAGAUUAUUUGGAAGAACUUUUGAGCAAACUUUUAUUACAGUUAUACGCCGUUUAUGUUAUCUUACUAGUGUCCUAUUAGUGAGAGUUACUAUUUAAAACGUAUACGUCUUAAGAGUGUCGCAUUUAUAAAAGGGAAACAAAAAAGAAAAAGUGUGCAAGAAUCAAAGUUUGUUAUCGGAGGAAAACAAAUUAGUGAAUACAAGGAGUAUAUAAAGAACAAGAUUGGAAACAUUUUGAAAGAAGCCAUUCGGUCAUUGUUUUACUGACUGACAGGAGAUCUUGUCAAGAAAGUAUUACAUACCCAGAAUCAGGUCAGAUUCUUACAGAGAGAAGAGAUGGGUGACAUGUCCCAUGAUCAGCGAAGCCUUGCAAGGGAGGAGUAUCGGUUGAACACCUUUGGGAGCAGUGACUUCACGGCUGACAAGAAGAAGUUUGCCGAGGCAGGAUUUUAUUACACAAAGAAGGGAGAUGACGUGAAGUGCUUCGACUGCAAGUGGGAGGUGGAUGCCAAGACCAUCAGUCCAGCAGAUGACAUUGCAAGAAUUCACAAAGAGAGACGACCUGACUGCCCCUUUGCACAGGGUUUAAAGACUGUACCCAGGCCCACUAGAAACAAGACCUUUAUAUCUUAUGAUAGUCUGAGAUAUGAGAAAGAGCGAUUGGAGACCUUCAUCGACUGGCCUGUAAAGUGGCUGGAUCCAUCCGAGUUAGCCAGCGAUGGAUUCUACUACUUGCGUACGGCCGACCACUGCGCCUGUGUGUUCUGCCGAGGCAUAGUGGGUGCUUGGGAGGUGGGAGACACACCGAGAGGAGAGCAUCAGCGCCACUUUCCACACUGCCCAUUUAUCAGGGGUCAGCCAGUUGGUAAUGUCCCUAUUCAUCAUAGCAACAUCCUAGCCUGCCUACCAAGCCUAGAUUCCACACCCCAGAGCAAGAGUGCCAACACCCAGAAGCGCAGCACAGAUGAAUGCGGAACGUCAAGGCACAUGGCUGGUUCCUAUCCUGAAUGUCGUGGACCCCCCAACAAGCCUGACGUUUCCUGGGAGGAGAUUGGCCUUCCGCAGUACUCUGGGCCAAAACGCAAGGACUUCCUGACGUGUGAGAGUCGACGUGCAAGCUUUGAGAGGUGGCCUGAACGUGUCACCCAGAAGCCAAGUGAUUUAGCAGAUGCUGGAUUCUUUUAUUGUGGCUUGAGUGACCAUGUCCGUUGCUUUCACUGCGGAAAUGGUCUUCGUAACUGGGAGAAAGAUGACAUCCCUUGGAAUGAGCAUGCUCGCUGGUACCCUGAGUGUAGCUAUGUUCUCUUGAAGAAAGGACAGGAAUUUAUUGACAAAGUUCGACGUGAGAAACCACCAUACAUCCGCAAAGCCCCAGCAGGAAAGCCAAGUACUAGUACAGCAUCAGCAAGUGCCACCACACCAGGAGGUCGCACAGUCUCUGACAAAGAUUUAGAUCCUCUGAUGGAUUUAGAUAUCAUACGAGGAGUAUUGGGCAUGGGAUUCCCUACACACAUUGUCAGAGCGGCUCUAAAGGACCAAGUUCAAAAGGCUGGUAUGCCGUUUUUCAGCAUGGAGCCCUGUAUUGAAGCUGUCCUUCAGAAAAUGGAAGAAGAAACCAGACAGACACUACAGGCUGACCCUAUUGAGAGUGAAGCAACAGAAAGCCAGGUUGCCAAGAUUCAGUCAAUCCAUUCUGGGAGUGAGUCUGCACAAAAUACUGAAGUUGCUGGUUCCAGUUCUCCAUCCACUUCUGGUGCACAAGCAUCAGCUGCCUCAGAGCCAUCCACUUCUUCAGCCUCUGAGGAUAUCACUGGAACUUUACCCACUCUUCCAGCCCCAUCAACAUCUACCAACACAGAACAAUUACCCACACUACCAAGUCCACCGAGAAGUACAGAUACUUCAACGCCUGUCUCAGGACAACAAGAAAAUUCACAAGAAAGUUCAGCAACAGCACAGAACACAAGCUCCGCUUCACCCCAGCCAAGCCAAGGAGACGACGAGGCAAUGGAAGUUGAUGAAAGAGGUGCAGAUGUCCAUCCCAUGGAACGAGUGAUCAUGCAAGCUGAUGAGAUAAUGAGUAUGGCAGAGGAAGCCUUAAAACCACCCAGUUCAGGUCCUCCUUCUCUGGGCCAGUCAGACCUUAAAGUAGUUGGCGAAGGCGAGGGUUCAGCAGUGUUGGAGCAAGCGUCAACCUCUGGUGCAAAACAUCAGUCAGGAGCAGUUACUUCACCACAGUCUACUAAGGAGUUAGCAGAUGAGCUUGAAAGAAUACGUGACAUUCGCAUGUGCAAAGUCUGCAUGGAUGCUGAGAUGGAUGUUGUGUUCCUGCCCUGUGCACAUAUGGUUACUUGUGCCUCUUGUGCAGUCGCUCUGACUCAGUGCCCCAUCUGUAGGAAAGACAUCAAAUUCACCAUCAAACCUAUUGUCUCCUGAAGUGUGAAAAUAUGGAAUGAAUAUAGUGUGCCUGUGCUUUUGUAAUUAGAGUAUAUAUAAAAUAUUGUGCACAUUUUAUUCAGAUAUGGGUUUGUAUUGAUUUUUCACAUUUUCAUAUCGAGUUUCAUGGCUAUUCUUUUUUAAAGCAACUUUUAAUUUCCUUCCAUAUGAGUGGGGGGAACAAAAACACAUAUACAUGUACAUGUGUAUGUAGAUAUGUACAAACAUGUAAAUAUACAUGUAUUUACAUUGGGAGUAUUUGUAUAUGGUUAUAUUUGAAAUUUCCACGCAUUCAGGUUUUUCACUGAUGCACACACAACUUAACUUGUCUUAUGUUAGUGUGCAAAGCUUUAAAGUUUCCUCUUCAAUGCAAUGUAACUUUAAAAAUAUAUGAAUAUGACGGGUGAAUGCUAUUCGUCGUAAUUAAAGAGCCUUUAUUA